Molecule: messenger RNA, 2265 nt
Organism: Ceratitis capitata (Mediterranean fruit fly)
Lineage: Eukaryota; Metazoa; Arthropoda; Insecta; Diptera; Tephritidae
Gene: speck
Product: dopamine N-acetyltransferase
Exons: 4
Coding region: 632-1489 (285 amino acids)
Molecular function (GO): N-acetyltransferase activity
Source: RefSeq, a predicted model, not a curated record
CAUUUACCCAGUCGUUGAUCGUUGUCGGUGUAUCGAGUGCGCCAAUUGACUUAGAAUUGGGAGUCAAAUGUAAACAUCAAAUAUAAUUGUUCUAUUGAAAACACUUAAUACAAACUUGGUUGAUAACAUAAGCAACAACUGCAUGAGGAAAUUUUGUUUAUAAACUGAAAGGACAUUCAAAAACUUUUACCUAAACUACAAAACGCCUAGUGAACAAAGUGUGAUCGAAUUAAUCAAAUCCGUUGUGAUAGCGUUUCGUGCGCUCGUACGCGCAUAAAUUUAUGUGACAGGGAAUUUUCUGAACGUCUGCAAGUCUAAUCGUUUAAAUACUAUACAUAAAUAUAAAAUAAAUAAACAAAACUCUUAAAGAAAUUGAAUUUUCGGAAUAUUUUCUUCUGCUUAAAUAUUGUGUGCGCGGAACCAUGAUUUAUUGUUUCCCCCUCCCUUUGACGUAUCAGAACAUUUAGAAUAGUCCGAUACGCGGUAAUAACGCGUGAAAAGCAAGAAUAGCAAACAAAUAAGAAAUACGAAAGCAAAACAAAUCGCGCUGACCACGAAAUUUACAAAAGCUCAGCCGUCAAAUAAAUAAAUAAAUAAAUAAAUAAGUACAUAAAUACAAAUAAAUACGAAAAUGGAAAUACAGAAUUUGCAUGACCAAGCGAUGUUGGGCAAUAAACGGGAUUUCGCAAAAAAAGAUGCGAUAAUCCUUGAGGCUCGGUACACGUUGUCCGAUCUUUAUCCCAUACGGAGAUUGACACAAAGAAUGGACAAUGUACUAAACGUAACCGGUGUAGCACAGCCCAAAUCUGCAGCCUCUGCCGCCUGUCCCUACGUGGUGGAGCCCAUUACUGAGAAGGACAAUGAGGCCAUAUUGUCCAUGUUACGGAGAUUUUUCUUCAAGGAUGAGCCGCUGAAUAACUUUUUAAAUUUGGGCGACUGUAAAGAGUUGGAAGAAUAUACUUUGAAGUGCGUCAAGGAUAACUGCUCCUUUAAGGCCGUGCAUAACAAUGGUGACUUGAUUGGAAUUUUUCUCAAUGGACUUUUAAAAAGACCCUCACCAGAUGCAGUGCCAACGGAAAAAGCGUCGGAUUCAUGCCAACACCAAAAAUUCAAGAAGAUUUUGUCACUUUUUGACAGAAUUGAGGAAAAAUUCAAUAUUUUCGAUUUAUACCCAGACACCGAUGUCAUACUUGACGGUAAAAUUCUUUCAGUCAAUUCCGACUAUCGUGGACUGGGCAUAGCUGGACGUCUGACCGAACGCACGCUAGACUACAUGAAGGAGCAUAACAUUCCGCUGAUGCAUGUGCUUUGUUCUAGCCAUUAUUCGGCUCGUGUUAUGGAAAAACUGGGUUUCCAUGAAGUGUAUAGACUCAAUUAUUCCGACUACAAAGUCAAUGAUGAAGUGGUGUUCACCCCAGCAGAGCCCCAUGUGGCCGCACGUAUUUUAGUGAAGGAGCUCGCCGAAGUCAAUCCCAAAAGUACACUAUAAAUAUCGCAGAGAUUGAUUGAUGCCGACUUAUUACUAUGUCAAUUGGUUGUAAAAUGAGAAGAGUGAAUGUUAUUUAGUUAUUAAAAUUAACACUUUGGUGAGGGUAAAUGCAAUUCAAUUAGAAAGUACAAUAAUAAUAUUUAAUAGUAUUUAACUAACAACAAACAUCUUGAACGCAAAAUGGAACCGAAUGGAAUGGAAAAACUGGAUCUCUAUGGCAGUUUUAAUGAAUUCUAUAUUCCAUUUAAUCUGUGAAAACCAGAAAAUUACUGUAGGAACUGCUUGUAAUUGAGUAAAUUUGUAGAAAUUAUUGGUUAAGUUGUUACCUCUGUAUUUGUACAAUUGUGUGUACGCAUGUACAUAUGUAUAUGUAUGCAUAUAGAUUAUGUAUUUCUUAUUUAGAUAUAAAUAAAUACUUAAUUCAUCCGAUUCCUAGUGAAUUUACAAUGUACAAUUUAUUUAGAGUAUGUAUACAUGCAUAUGUAUGUAUGGAUGCUUAUAAAAAAAUUAAAUAUUUCUAUUAAAAUAUGACAAAAAAACAUUUGUGUUUGCAAAACAUUGCCAAGUUCUGUACGAAAAAUAUCCAAUUUUAACAUACAUACAUAUAAAUGUAAGCAAUAACAUUAUUAUAUACACAAUUAUUUACAAUUUUUUAUGUAUCUUAAAUGCCAUGUACAUUCAAUUAUUUACUCUCAAGCAUAUUACAAAAUAUGCACAUCUGUAUGUACAUACUUAAAAACCAAAUGCCUGUAAUAAAACGCAAAAUGGAGAAUUUA